AUGUGCGGAAGUUUCAGUCGUGGGAAUAGACGUCUCAACAGAUAGAGAGGUCGUCGAAAAUUUAGUUGAAGGCGUGACCGUGCUCUUCUUUGGAGAGGUGGGCUUUUCCGUGGAGAAAGUUUUAGUCGGCGAAGAAGUUGAGGCACUGCUUGAUGAACUUGUGCUGGUGGAGGCCUUGAUCAUCUGUGACGUCGUUCCUUUGGUAUCGAUGGUCGGGCCAGCUUCUGUGGGCGCCUCUUCUUUUUUCAUGAAAAUUAAAAUUAUUUGAGAAUUUCGAAACUUCAACAAACUUUGCUGAGGUCGACGUCGGAAGAGCUGUCUUCGUUGUUGUAGUCGUUUCAGACAAUGUCGUGGACGUCGUAGUGGUGGAAGAAGGUUUUGAGGAGGUUGAAGAUCUUUUAGUAGAUGAAGAUGUGCGCGUCGAUAUUGAAACCGUGACAGGAGUUGUAGAUGUUUUCGAAGUUUUUGUGGUUUUGGAAUGA
Caenorhabditis auriculariae is the source of this 482-nucleotide messenger RNA. Lineage: Eukaryota; Metazoa; Nematoda; Chromadorea; Rhabditida; Rhabditidae. The record is from the annotation of a GenBank genome assembly.